Molecule: messenger RNA, 1606 nt
Organism: Salvia miltiorrhiza (redroot sage)
Lineage: Eukaryota; Viridiplantae; Streptophyta; Magnoliopsida; Lamiales; Lamiaceae
Product: probable trehalose-phosphate phosphatase J
Exons: 11
Coding region: 285-1406 (373 amino acids)
Biological process (GO): trehalose biosynthetic process
Molecular function (GO): trehalose-phosphatase activity
Source: RefSeq, a predicted model, not a curated record
ACAAAUCUUUCACACACAACACACACUGCUUUUCCCUCUCUUCUCUCUUGCAUUUUGUUUUCUUUCGCCCUUCAGCUUUUUGGCAGAUCUUUUGUUUCUGCGAGUAGCCAGAAAUUUGUUUUGCAGUGCCCAAAAAACACCCUCUAUAUUCAAUCCAUUCUUGAUCUUCUGCCCACAUUUCCCCACAUAAAAACAGAGACCUCUGUUUUGACCUCGGUUUCUUCCACUAAAAGUCUCGCUCAUUCAUCUUUCAAUUCCCACGCCUUUUUAGUGAUCAUCAAGGAAUGACGAAGCAGAAUAUGAUGGUGGCGGACGCCAAGGUGGGAAUCAACAUGGAGCUAUCAAUGGCGGCGCAACGGCCGCCGGCGGUGCCGGGGACCUACUUCAGCAUCUCUCAGAAGCAACUCCUGCAGAACCUGGAGAUCAACAAUGGCGCCAGGAUCAACUCAUGGCUCGAUACCAUGAGAGCCUCCUCCCCCACCCACAUCAAAGCGCCGCCGCUCUCCGACGGCCAGAAUUCUUGGAUCCUCCGGCAUCCGUCUGCACUGGACGUGUUCGACGAAAUCACGACUGCUUCGAAAGGGAAGCAAAUCGUUAUGUUUCUCGACUACGACGGCACCCUCUCCCCCAUCGUCGACGACCCAGAUCGCGCCUUCAUGUCCGAAUCGAUGAGAGCUACUGUGAGGAAAGUGGCGAGAUAUUUUCCCACUGCUAUAGUGAGCGGGAGGUGCAGGGACAAGGUGUACAGUUUUGUGCGUUUGACAGAGCUGUAUUAUGCUGGAAGCCAUGGCAUGGACAUAAAAGGCCCAUCAAAAGGUUAUAACAAGGAUGCUGAAGCUGUUCUUUUCCAGCCAGCCAGUGAAUUUCUUCCAAUGAUCGAUGAGGUUUAUAAAGCCCUUUUGGAGGUGACAAAAUCCACUCCUGGUGCUAGAGUGGAGAACAACAAAUUCUGUCUCUCUGUACAUUUUCGCUGUGUUGAUGAGAAGAAAUGGAUUGAACUGGCGAAGCAAGUUGGAAUGGUGUUGGAAGGGUAUCCGAGCCUUAGAUUGUCUCAAGGCAGGAAGGUGUUCGAGAUUCGUCCUACUAUUAAAUGGGACAAGGGCAAGGCCCUUGAAUUCCUUCUAGAGUCGCUUGGGUAUGCAAAUUGUGCUGAUGUGUUCCCUGUUUACAUCGGCGAUGAUCGAACUGAUGAAGAUGCUUUUAAGGUUCUGAGAGAGAGAGGUCAAGGGUUUGGAAUCCUGGUGUCCAAGAGUCCCAAGGAUACGAAUGCGUCGUAUUCACUGCAGGAGCCCUCCGAGGUUAUGGCCUUCCUCAGGCGCUUGGUUGGCUGGAAAAAAAUGUCGUUGAGGCGCCACUUCAGGAUGAGAAGACGAGUUCAAGAGAUCAAAAUGUCUUUACCUAAUUAGAACUAUUAUACCAUUAUUAUUAUUACUAUGUAUAUUUCUUGCUGUCCACAAGACAAAAACUCUUAAAUUAGAACAAAACUUGGGAAAAGUUUAUCUGCCCAUCUUGCCCUUCUACACCUUUUUUUUGUAAUUAAGCCUGUAUGGGGGUGCACUUGUAAUUUCCGGCCUUAUUUUGAGUAAAUACACUUCUUUUUCAAUCA